AUGCAUGUCACUGCACUGCAGAUUUACGAACCCGUCACCGCGGCGUUCAGUUUUGCGAGGAUCGUCAAUAACGUCAGACAGCGGGCUGCGAACAUUGCCUGUUAUCACAGAAAAUUAGUCACCGUACCUUGGGGAUUGGAUCAUCCAUAUUGGGUCAAUGACACAGACUUCGACCCGGAUAACCACAUAUUUGAAUACACCCUGGCAGAGCCGGGCGGAUGGUCCCAGCUGUGCGCGGCGACAGCGCGGUUACAUGCUCAGCCUCUCGAUAGAAGUAAACCUCUCUGGGAGAUGCACAUCAUUCCCCGACUCGGUGAUCUGGAUGGCGUUGCAGAUGACGCCUAUGCCAUUGUGACUAAAAUCCACCACGCUGCGGUUGACGGCUUAGCCGGUAUCAGCGUGACUGGUGUGCUUCAUGAUGUCGAACCAGAUGCGCCGCCUUUAACACCAUCCGUGGUACCCCAAGACGUCCCGCCGACACCCAUCGCGCUGCUGUAUCGUGCAACGGUAAAAGAUGCCACGCGUCCCCUGCGCGCCCUCAAUGCGUUACCUGCCUUCUCAAGAGCGAGUAACGUCCCUUUUCCGCCUGGCGCGCCACGGACUCGAUUGAAUGGGCGUGUGACCGGUCGACGCGUAUUUAACGCCUUACAUUUCCCUCUUGAACGCCUGCACGCAAUCAAAAAACUGGCACCUGGUGCAACCGUCAACGAUGUGGUCUUAACCAUCGUCGGCGGCGGCAUGCGUCAGUAUCUUCGGCGGCAUAACGAGCUACCAGGUCGCUCAUUGACAGCCAUGGUGCCUGUCAGCACACGCAAAACGCUUAAUCAAAGCGACGAGGGCAAUCGUAUUUCGCAGAUCGUGGUACCCGUGGGUACUGACAUCGGCAAUGCAGUUGAUCGCCUGCGCGAGGUGGCGAAGGCGAGUGCAGCGGCAAAGGAACAGGAACGACGCUUUGACAGUAAUACAACAGGCCUGCUUGCUGAGUUAGCCGAGCUUCCGCCCGCGCCAUGGUUGAGGUUUGCCGCGCAAACACUGCAGCCCAAGGCUGGUUUAACAGUAGCGAACACGGUUGUCACUAACGUGAAAGCGCCGCCAGUACCACUGUACAGUUGCGGUGCAAAACUUGUGCAGGCCUAUGGCACCGGACCUCUUGUGGAUGGGGACACUUAUGACGAGCUGGACACGCUGGCAACAAACGCCGUCGACGUCAUACCAGCGCAUUCUGGUACAUUGCCGCCAGAAGUAUGCACUAUCUCUGAGGUGACUAACCAUGCCGAAUAUACGAAAGCGGAUGCAGACCAGGCUGAGGCCUUUGCCGAACAGGCGCAGGCAAUUCGCGAAAAACUUAAUUUCCUGUUGAGCGCCGGCCUGUCGGAAGGUGCAGAACUAUCUCUCAAUGCCAUGGCCGAAGAGGACAUGAAUGACUUCUGCAUUAUGGUUGAUCUGGCGGAGCCCGUGGACAUUCCCGGCGUGCCCCCGCUGGAAGAAGAUAUCCGGAAACAUCUGCAUAAUUUCCUUGAUUCCGAUCCGUGGCACGCACUUGUCAUCGAUAAUGACAUUACCGUAGCCCUGGCUUCACUGGAUGCCAUUGGCGCUGAAGUGUCUAAUCGGCCCUGGUAUGAGAUUGCUCCACACCUGGUGGAGUUAAUUGCCCGCCUUCUGGAUCAGGUCAAUAGAGAGCAGCUGAUUCGAUUUGUUGGUGAAUACAAUGCCAUUGCCGAGCGGGGGGCUGCUUUGAUUUUACCGAUACAAAUCACCUGGCGGGACAUACCGCAAUCAGAUGCCGUUGAAUCCGUGAUCCGUGAGAAAGCUGACAAGCUGGAUAAGUUCUUUGACAAAAUCACCAGUUGCCGGGUGUUGGUGGAGUCUUCCCACAAACGACAUCACCAUGGCAACCUCUAUCGUAUACGCAUUGAACUUGAGGUUCCGGGAGAUCAGAUUUGUGUCACUCGGGAUGCAGGAGAUGAGCAUGCACAUGAAGACAUUUAUGUCACGCUCAGGGAUUCGUUCAACGCGGCUCGCCGACAAUUACAGGAUUAUGCCCGGGUUCGCCGUGGUCACGUGAAACAACAUAAUGGGCGCCGCGCCUCGGCUGACCUCGAAUCUGAUGAGCAGGCGAGUGAGGAAAACUCCAGUUCGGAUCACCCGUCUGAUUCAGCCUGA
Messenger RNA from Symbiodinium pilosum, 2163 nucleotides. The record is from the annotation of a GenBank genome assembly. NCBI's taxonomy places the organism in Eukaryota, Dinophyceae, Suessiales, Symbiodiniaceae.